AUGGAAGCAAAAUCAUUGGAAUUCGAGCGGUUGGCCCGUAGAGCCAGCACUAAUUCAGAAGCCUUGAAAAAUGCAAUAGCUGCUGCUGAAGCAUGUUUUCAAGCUGUCGACCAUGCCUCGUCUCCGUCAGAGAAGACACGCUUGAGACGCAAGUUGAAGGAACUACUUGCUUACGCCGAACAGCUUAAGAAAGGCCCCUCGCCACAGAGUCGUCCUGUGGCACCUGGACAGUCUCGUCGCCUUCCUACGUCAGAGAAAACCAUCAUCCUACGCUCUUCUCGCCUGCACGGCCAUGUCUUUCCGCCCUGGGAGGCCCCGCCAUCUGCUAAUAAUUUUAAACUGGCAGACGAUGGCAUAUUGUACCAAGACGAGUCCGAGUUCUGUCUCUCUCCCCGGCAGCGAGAGAUCUUUGCUGGAUGGAGAAGGCCCUCUGAGAUGUUUUCAUUACCGAGCAGAACUGGCGACGGCGGGAACAAUACUGCACAUAAACUGCCGUCAACAUUGAUGCAAAGAUCUGCUACAGACAACGAUUUGGUGCAGGACAUCACAACCGACUGCAGUGUCGUUGCCAGUUUAUGCGCUGCCAUGAAGCACCUCAGUUGCAGAGAAAGCCCACUGCUUGCCGAUCUGAUGUACCCCUUCGACGCGACCAGUUCGACACCGCUUAUGUCUGAGAAUGGCAAAUAUGUAUUCAAGAUGAACUUCAAUGGCUGCUUCAGACACGUUACUAUCGAUGAUCGCCUCCCUGCCUCCCGCACAUCCCGUACCCUUUUUGUGGUGGACAGAAAAAACCCUCAGCUUAUCUGGCCUGCCCUGAUGGAGAAGGCUUACCUCAAAAUAAGGGGUGGUGGCUACGACUUUCCAGGAAGCAACUCGGGCACUGAUCUCUGGGUUCUCACCGGCUGGAUACCCGAGCAGAUCUUCCUUCACGAGGAUACGGAGCCAGACCAAAGCUGGGCUCGAAUCAAAGAUGGGUACGACCGUGGCCACGUCGUUGUGACUCUUGGCACGGGGAGGCUGUCAAACGAGGAGGAGGAGGCACUCGGGCUCGCUGGCGAACAUGACUAUGCAGUUAUGGAUGUGCGAGUAGAGAACGGGGUACGUCGCAUGCUGGUCAAGAAUCCCUGGUGUGACGGUCUCAUCUGGAAAGGGGUCGGCUCCUCGGCCGUGUUGGAACCGAAAACGACACCGAACUCUCCAGCAGGAAACUCCCCGACGUAUUGCACGGAUGGAAUGACGGGAACAUUUUGGAUCUCGUUCGAGGACAUCAUCCAGAACUUUGAAUCACUCUACCUCAACUGGAACCCUUCGUUGUUCAGCCACCGCCAGGAUCAUCAUUUCACUUGGGAUAUACCGGACCCCAUGCUAGCCAACUCUUUCGCACGGAACCCUCAGUAUUCUGUCUGCGCUCAGGCUGACGGCACAGUGUGGGCAUUGUUGGACCGCCAUUUCCAUGACGAGGAGCUUAGAAUCACUCGAAACCGCUUAUCCACAUCUCCAGCUCGUAGAUCAACGAGUCUUCCAGAUUCUCUCGGUUUCAUGUCCCUAUUCCUCUUCUCCAACACAGACGGCAGCCGUAUACAGUUGCCUGAUCGUCCCCGGUGGCUUCAAAAACAGCCGUUUGUGGACAGCCCGCAAACACUUCUACGCUUUAAAGCCAAAAAAGGAGAGCGUUAUACACUUGCGGUCGCGCAGUCCAGCCUUCCAUUGCCCAAAUACAACUUUAGCCUCUCCUUCUUCAGCCGCUCGCCGCUUGAGGUGAGCAAGGCGGAUCCCGAACAUGCCCACUACACCACAAUAACUGGAUCAUGGACGCGGCGCUCCGCAGGGGGCAACGGCGCAGAACCCACAUACCUUUCAAACCCGCAAUACUCGAUCAAAGUCACCACGCCCACCGCCAUAUCACUUCUUCUUUGCACAGACAACCAGGACCUGCCGCUGCACGUGGACCUCCUUUGGUCAGGCACGGGCGUAGCGGCCAGCGGGACCGCUCGUGAGAUUGUGGCGUCGAGCGGCGAGUACCGUCGUGGGAGCGCCUUAUGUGCAGUCUCACGCUCGUGUCCUGCUUCUACGGCCGCCGGCGGAGCCUCGUUCCUCCAACCGGGCACAUAUAUCGUUGUACUCUCUACAUUUGAGCCUGGGCAGCUGGCAUCGUACACUCUUGAGAUUGGAUCCUCGGCACCUGACGGCCCCGUCGCUGUGGUUCCGGCCGCCCGCACCGGUGCGGCCGCUGGGCGCCUGCGCACCGCUCUACCCCCUGUUCCCCAACUUCCACCCGCCCGUUACAGGGCCACCACGACGGCCCAGGAUGAUCAGGACUCAAGCGACGCCCGCGGCCACCGCGCGCCAGUCAUCGUGUCACGUCUCACCCGGCUCAGCGUCGCCGUGGCACCCCGCUCCGGUGGAGUCGACGCCGUGCGUGUGCGCCUCGAGGUCGGCAUCAAUGCCCACCGCCGCGAGCUCGCCUUCAGCGGCGGCGAUACACACGAGUUUGUCGACGCCGCACGCGGCGCGCGCACCCUCGAGGUGGAUGUUGACCCGGGCCUGGCCCAGCGCGAGGGUGGGCUCUGGGUCGUGAUCGAGCAGAUGGGAGGCGGCAAGGGCAACGGCGCGGCCGCUACUUGCGUUGCUGCUCCGACGGUCGUCGAGGUCUUUAGUGAUAAUCCCGUUCAGCUGGGGCCGUGGGAGUACUACGAGGACUAG
Pyricularia pennisetigena is the source of this 2703-nucleotide messenger RNA. RefSeq lists its product as uncharacterized. Gene Ontology annotation, biological process: proteolysis. NCBI's taxonomy places the organism in Eukaryota, Fungi, Ascomycota, Sordariomycetes, Magnaporthales, Pyriculariaceae. The record is from RefSeq and is a predicted model, not a curated record. The transcript has 3 exons. Bases 1 to 2703 code for a protein of 900 amino acids. Gene Ontology annotation, molecular function: calcium-dependent cysteine-type endopeptidase activity.